Phragmites australis (common reed) is the source of this 1665-nucleotide messenger RNA. RefSeq lists its product as uncharacterized. The record is from RefSeq and is a predicted model, not a curated record. The transcript has 6 exons. Lineage: Eukaryota; Viridiplantae; Streptophyta; Magnoliopsida; Poales; Poaceae. Bases 190 to 1401 code for a protein of 403 amino acids.
GGGCUGGAGCACUAAAAACAUACCCUCCGUUACUCUCACCUCCCAGACCCUCUUCGCACCAGAAAAUUCCGGGCUCCUCUUCGCACCAGAAAAUUCCGAUUGCGUCGCAGUCUCGAGUUGCUUACUCCAGUCUGCAAAUGAUUUCCAUCAACAGUAGCAACUUGUCGAAGAAUUCGUGAUCGUUUCGCGAUGGGUCCGAUUUCCAACGAUGGGUCGCAGAAACGGUUCUUCAGCAUUGCGCCACCGGCGGCGCUGAUAUUUUUCGUACUAAUAUUCGUCGCCGGUGCAAUUGUCACGCUUGGUCAUAAGGAGAAUUUGUCAAUAUUGCAGUUGCAACCGAAAGAAAUGAUUUCAACUGAAGCGAUCAGGCCUCCCACGAGCGAGUCGCGCGUCGAGCCAACAGAAGAACCUAACAUCUGUGAUGUUAAAAACAUGAACCAGAAUCGAUGCAGGCCUUCAGGCAGCGAGGCCUUGCCGAGGGGCAUCGUGCAGGACAAGUCCAACUUCGAGAUGGAGUCGCUGGGUGGCAACCCUGAGCGGAAGAAGGACGGCAGGCCGUCGAAAAGCCUCCUCGCGAUCCCCGUCGGCAUCAAGCAGAAGGCGGUCGUCGACAAGCUUGUCUCGAAGUUCCCUGCCGCCAAGUUCACGGUGAUGCUGUUCCACUACGACGGCGUGGUUGACCGGUGGGGAGACCUCAAGUGGUUUGACCGCGCGAUCCACGUCGCCGCGCGCGACCAGACCAAGUGGUGGUUCGCCAAGAGGUUCCUGCACCCGGACCUGGUCGCCGAGUACGAGUACAUCUUCCUCUGGGACGAGGACAUCGAGGUGGACAGCUUCGACCCGCUCAAGUACCUGCGGAUCGUCAGGAGGGAAGGGCUCGAGAUCUCGCAGCCGGCGCUCGACCACCGGUCCCAGAUCCACCACCGGCUCACGGCCCGCGCGCGAAAAGGCGACGUGCACAGGCGGUUCUACAAGACGAACGGGCGGGGCCGGUGCUACGGCAACAGCACGGGGCCGCCAUGUACGGGGUGGGUGGAGAUGAUGGUGCCGGUGUUCUCGCGCGCGGCGUGGCGGUGCGCGUGGCACAUGAUCCAGAACGACCUCAUCUACGCGUGGGGGCUCGACUUCAAGCUCGGAUACUGCGCGCAGGGCGACCGCAGGCGCAACGUCGGCGUCGUCGACAGCCAGUACGUGCUCCACAGGGGCAUCCCCACGCUAGGCGACGGCGGCAAGGCGCCGGCGAGGUCGACGUCGACGUCGACGUCUGCGACGGUCGACCGGUACGCGGUGAGGCGGCGGUCGUACGACGAGCUGCAGGUGUUCAACAGGAGGUGGAGGGAGGCGGUGGAGGAGGACGGGAGCUGGACCGACCCUUACCCGAAGCCGACGACCAACAGCUGACCGUCCGCCGAGUCGCCGGCGGGACGAGGGAGUGCAGGGAAGUACAGUAGUCGGUAGCUGUUACAUUGACCUUGUCUAGAUGAUAGAUCGAUACACCAUAUUUACACGCUCCGAGAGCUCAGAGUCAGAGCUCCAUAUUUCCAACCAAGGCAAUAAGGAAGCUAGAAUAAAAAGAUGAUGUAUUUGUUCUAUAUUUUUCGAUAGGGGAGGUCGAUCGGCUCAGUUUUAACAAUUGGCAUACCUAUACAUGUAUAUUUGCCGGGA